UUUCCCGGCGUGCACUGCGUGCCGCCGACCCUCCAGAAAGAGUUGACUGCCCCGGGGAGGGAGCCGCGCUGGCCCAUUUUGCAGAUGGGGACGUCGAGGGCCGAGCCGACUGUGAUCUCCGGGGCGGACCUGGCUCCGUUGGAUGGAGUCCCAGGUGUCCCGGCCCCCGGGGAAGGCUUGGCGGGGCCGGUAUGCGAUGCGCAGCCCGUGCCGUUCGUCCCGCAGGUGCUGGGCAUGAUGAUCGGGGCUGGAGUCGCGGUUCUGGUCACCGCCGUGCUUAUCCUGCUGCUGGUGCGGAGGCUUCGAGUGCCGAAAACCCCAGCCCCGGACGGCCCCCGUUACCGAUUCCGGAAGAGAGACAAAGUGCUUUUCUAUGGCCGGAAGAUUAUGCGGAAGGUGUCACAAUCCACUUCUUCCUUAGUGGAUGCCUCCGUCUCCACCACUUCCCGCCCGCGCAUGAAGAAGAAACUUAAGAUGCUCAACAUUGCCAAGAAGAUCCUGCGCAUCCAGAAAGAGGCGCCCACGCUGCAGCGGAAGGAGCCCCCGCCUGCUGUGCUGGAGGCUGACCUGACCGAGGGCGACCUGGCCAACUCCCACCUGCCCUCCGAGGUGCUCUACAUGCUCAAGAAUGUCCGGGUGCUGGGCCACUUUGAGAAGCCACUCUUCCUGGAGCUCUGCCGCCACAUGGUCUUCCAGCGGCUCGGUCAGGGAGACUACGUCUUCCGACCUGGCCAGCCGGACGCAAGCAUCUAUGUGGUACAGGACGGACUCCUGGAGCUCUGUCUGCCGGGGCCUGACGGGAAGGAGUGUGUGGUGAAGGAAGUGGUUCCUGGGGACAGUGUCAACAGCCUCCUGAGCAUACUGGAUGUCAUCACUGGUCACCAGCACCCCCAGCGUACUGUGUCUGCCCGGGCAGCCCGAGACUCCACGGUGCUGCGGCUGCCAGUCGAGGCCUUCUCAGCAGUAUUCACCAAGUACCCCGAGAGCCUGGUGCGGGUGGUGCAGAUCAUCAUGGUGAGGCUGCAGCGGGUCACUUUCCUGGCACUUCACAACUACUUGGGACUGACCAAUGAGCUCUUCAGCCACGAGAUCCAGCCACUGCGCCUCUUCCCUAGCCCGGGCCUCCCACCCCGCACCAGCCCAGUGCGUGGCUCCAAGCGGAUGGUCAGCACUGCGGCCUCAGAGGAGCUGAGGGAGACCCCUGGCCGGCCGUCUGACCCCACUGGGGCCCCACUGCCCGGGACUGGAGGGGACCCAGUGAAGCCCACAUCCCUGGAAACCUCCUCAGCCCCCUUGCUGAGUCGCUGCAUCUCCAUGCCAGUGGAUAUCUCAGGCUUGCAGGGUGGCCCCCGCUCAGACUUCGACAUGGCAUAUGAACGGGGCCGGAUCUCUGUGUCUCUGCAAGAAGAGGCCUCAGGGGGGUUCCAGGCAGCUUCAGCUCGGACUCCCAGUCAGGAGGCCCGGGAGCAGCCAGCAGGCGCCUGUGAGUACAGCUACUGUGAGGACGAGUCGGCCCCCGGCAGCUGCCCCUUCGGGCCCUACCAGGGCCGCCAGACAAGCAGCAUCUUUGAGGCAGCAAAGCAGGAGCUGGCCAAGCUGAUGCAGAUUGAGGACCCCACCCUUCUGAAUAGUCGAGUUCUGCUACAUCACGCCAAAGCUGGCACCAUCAUCGCCCGCCAGGGGGACCAGGAUGUGAGCCUGCACUUCGUGCUCUGGGGCAGUCUGCACGUGUACCAGCGCAUGAUCGACAAGGCGGAGGACGUGUGCCUGUUCGUGGUACAGCCCGGGGAGCUAGUGGGACAGCUGGCUGUGCUCACCGGCGAGCCCCUCAUCUUCACGCUUCGAGCCCAGCGUGACUGCACCUUCCUGCGGAUCUCCAAGUCCAACUUCUACGAGAUCAUGCGUGCACAGCCCAGCGUGGUGCUGAGCGCCGCACAAACUGUGGCCGCCAGGAUGUCGCCCUUCGUGCGCCAGAUGGACUUUGCCAUCGAUUGGACGGCGGUGGAGGCAGGACGCGCACUGUACAGGCAGGGCGACCGUUCAGACUGCACCUACAUCGUGCUCAACGGGCGGCUGCGUAGUGUCAUUCAGAGGGGCAGCGGCAAAAAAGAGCUCGUGGGCGAGUACGGCCGCGGGGAUCUCAUAGGAGUGGUGGAGGCGCUGACAAGGCAGCCACGUGCCACGACGGUGCAUGCGGUGCGCGACACAGAGCUGGCCAAACUCCCCGAGGGCACCCUGGGCCACAUCAAACGUCGAUACCCGCAGGUCGUGACGCGCCUCAUCCACCUGCUGAGUCAGAAGAUUCUGGGGAAUUUGCAGCAGCUGCGAGGACCCUUCCCAGCAGGCUCGGGACUAGGUGUCCCCCCUCACUCGGAGCUCACCAACCCUGCCAGCAACCUGUCAACAGUGGCAGUGCUGCCCGUGUGUGCCGAGGUGCCCAUGGUGGCCUUCAUGCUGGAGCUGCAGCACGCUCUGCAAGCCAUUGGCCCCACGCUCCUCCUCAACAGUGACAUCAUCCGGGCCCGCCUGGGGGCCUCUGCACUGGACAGCAUCCAAGAAUUCCGGCUGUCAGGGUGGCUGGCCCAGCAGGAGGACACGCACCGCAUCGUGCUUUACCAAACAGACACAUCGCUGACGCCCUGGACCGUGCGCUGCCUGCGCCAGGCCGACUGCAUCCUCAUCGUGGGCCUGGGCGACCAGGAGCCCACACUCGGCCAGCUGGAGCAGAUGCUGGAGAACACAGCAGUGCGGGCCCUCAAGCAGCUGGUCCUGCUGCACCGCGAGGAGGGCGCAGGCCCCACGCGCACUGUGGAGUGGCUCAACAUGCGCAGCUGGUGCUCGGGACACCUGCAUCUGCGCUGUCCGCGCCGCCUCUUCUCACGCCGCAGCCCGGCCAAGCUGCACGAGCUCUACGAGAAGGUUUUCUCGAGGCGCGCAGACCGGCACAGCGACUUCUCCCGCCUGGCGCGGGUGCUCACAGGCAACACCAUCGCCCUGGUGCUGGGUGGGGGCGGGGCCAGGGGCUGCUCACACAUCGGGGUGCUGAAGGCAUUAGAGGAGGCGGGGGUCCCCGUUGACCUGGUGGGCGGCACGUCCAUCGGCUCCUUUAUCGGGGCCCUGUACGCUGAGGAGCGGAGCGCCAGCCGCACUAAACAGCGGGCCCGGGAGUGGGCUAAGAGCAUGACUUCGGUGCUGGAGCCCGUACUGGACCUCACCUACCCCGUCACCUCCAUGUUCACGGGGUCAGCCUUCAACCGCAGCAUCCACCGUGUCUUCCAGGACAAGCAGAUUGAGGACCUGUGGCUGCCAUACUUCAACGUGACCACGGACAUCACCUCCUCGGCCAUGCGUGUCCACAAAGAUGGCUCCCUGUGGCGAUACGUGCGUGCCAGCAUGACGCUCUCGGGCUACCUGCCGCCGCUGUGUGACCCCAAGGAUGGGCAUCUCCUCAUGGAUGGCGGCUACAUCAACAACCUGCCAGCGGACAUCGCCCGCAGCAUGGGUGCCAAGACAGUCAUCGCCAUCGACGUGGGGAGCCAGGAUGAGACAGACCUUAGCACAUACGGGGACAGCCUGUCUGGCUGGUGGCUUCUGUGGAAGCGGCUGAACCCCUGGGCAGACAAGAUCAAGGUUCCAGACAUGGCAGAGAUCCAGUCUCGCCUGGCCUACGUGUCCUGCGUGAGACAGCUGGAGGUUGUGAAGUCCAGCUCCUACUGUGAGUACCUGCGCCCACCCAUCGACUGCUUCAAGACCAUGGACUUCGGGAAGUUCGACCAAAUCUAUGAUGUGGGCUACCAGUAUGGAUCAACCGUCUUCAGUGGCUGGAGCCGGGGCGACAUCAUUGAAAAGAUGCUCACGGACCGGCGGUCUGCCGACCUGAACGAGAGCCGCCGCGCAGACGUGCUCGCCUUCCCCAGCUCCGGCUUCACCGACUUGGCGGAGAUAGUGUCCCGGAUCGAGCCUCCCACCACGAGCUACGUUUCGGUUUCCGACGGCUGUGCUGAUGGGGAGGAGUCGGACUGCCUGACGGAGUACGAGGAGGACGCGGGCCCCGAGUGCUCACGGGACGAAGGGGGCUCUCCGGAGGGCGCAAGCCCCAGCACUGCCUUGGAGAUGGGCGUGGGGGGCCACCCCUUGUCCCCACAGGAGGAGGAGAAGUCGAUUCUCCGGCACCGGCGCUGGCUGCCACAGGAGCCCUCCACCCCUGCUGCGGAUACCUGAGGACCUCCAGAGGGGUCCCCGCCUUGGGCUAGACAAGGGGUGAGCCCUGUGGGGGUGGCUCACUCCCCCUCUGCCUGCUGCUAUGCCUGUGACCCCUUGGGUCCCCUUUGACCCCCAGGGUCCACACACUGGACUGGCCUGUCCCCCCUCCCUGGCGUGGGGAAGGGGCAGCAGUGCACUGAUGACCCUCGAUCAGUCACACCAAUAAACCUUCCCCUCUUGGAA
This is a messenger RNA of Capra hircus (goat), 4446 nucleotides long. It is a transcript of the gene PNPLA6, whose product is annotated as patatin like phospholipase domain containing 6. Gene Ontology annotation, biological process: phosphatidylcholine metabolic process. Gene Ontology annotation, molecular function: phosphatidylcholine lysophospholipase A1 activity. The transcript has 32 exons. Gene Ontology annotation, cellular component: endoplasmic reticulum. NCBI's taxonomy places the organism in Eukaryota, Metazoa, Chordata, Mammalia, Artiodactyla, Bovidae. The record is from RefSeq and is a predicted model, not a curated record. The coding region runs from base 85 to 4221 and encodes 1378 amino acids.